This is a messenger RNA of Mucor mucedo, 1484 nucleotides long. RefSeq lists its product as uncharacterized. The record is from RefSeq and is a predicted model, not a curated record. Bases 36 to 1478 code for a protein of 480 amino acids. The transcript has a single exon. NCBI's taxonomy places the organism in Eukaryota, Fungi, Mucoromycota, Mucoromycetes, Mucorales, Mucoraceae.
GUAUUCUUUCUUUUUCUUCCUUAUUCAAACAAAAAAUGAUCUUGUCAGAUGAUAUACACUUGAGCUAUGUAAUUAGCGAUUACACCGAUUUAUGCAAAAUGUUAAUGAUUUAUUCACCUGACUCAAAACCAUCACAAGCAGUCGCCACCACAAAGGCUUUACUAGCCUACAAAACAAGGUACACUUUGCCAAAGUCAGUUCGCUACCAUUCAGCUAAAAGUCACUUGAUUGAGAACUUGAUGUUCAGGGCCAUUCAACAUUGGUGUUGCAUUAGUUUCAAGAUUGUCCCCAUUGAAUUGGAGGUAAUAAAAAAAGAUACACCCAAAUGUAUUCUGUACUGUGUCGCCGCUAUCAGUCUCGUCACCACCACCACCACCACCACUACAAAACCACCACCGUUACAAGAAAACAGACAAAACAAGGUCAAGAAAAUCUAUGAUAAGUCUGCAGAAGGAUUCAAAAAGGAUGUGGGCUUCUACUUUUACGAACGAGCCGUCAGUUUCCUAAAUGAAGUCCUGUUUAACGAUGAAGAAGAGGUAUUAUCCGUUACUGCUAUCCAAUGCUAUUUCUGUCUUAGCUAUACCGCCAAUUUACUACGACUGACGGGAGAACAACGUACAUGGCACUAUUUAGCCUGUGAUCAACUCAUUAGCAAGGUCAAAUACAUUAACGAUUCAGCCGCGCUACGACAAUGUUGGUAUCGUUGGUACUACAUUGAUGCUUGGAUCGCAUUAUCUCUCAAUAUGGAGUGUCUUUUACCCGAUAAAUUACCCUUUGUAACAAAAAGGCCGGUCAAGACCAGUACGACGACUGUUGUAUCACCGGAAAAGAACAAGGGCCAUAGUAACUGUUGCAUCAUGUCAAACGAUACGCUGUAUGAAUUCAUGUUGAUGACACAAUUUAUGAGAAGAUUCAAUCGAUGUAUCCAAUCGGGUACACUUGUCCAUUGCUAUGAUGCUUUGACAGUGGAAUUAGAGCGUUGGUGGCAAAGUAUUACGAACAAGAAUCUUCAUCUUGCGAUUUGUUAUCAUUCCAUGCGACUUGUGAUACUGUUUUCCUUGUUACAGCAAUCGCAUAUAUAUAACGUAGACGACCUCUUGUUACUAGAUGGUUUGGACAUGACCUUGCAAAUAUUGCAAGGCUUACAAGAUUUAAAGUUGAUGAAAUGCGAUCAAAGCACGUACCAUCACAUGUUUUUUGCGGUGCAUAAGACGUUAAUGAGUAUAUUGACCCAUAUUGGACGAAAUGAACACUAUCGAUAUUUGGAAUCCUUUGCGAAACAGCAAUUUGAAAUGAACCUGUGUAUUUUGGAAGGAACAGAGGCAUUUAUCAACGAUAUUUAUGCUAUGAGAACCAUUGGUUCCAUGAUUGAAGAUGAUUUGAUCUCUCUGGGUUAUAUUCAAAACGAUGAAAUCACAAACACUAAAAAAUCAAUACAUGUCUUUAGAGCAACCAAAGUGGCUCGCUUGAAACAUUAAAAAAGU